UCGAAGACAAUCAGCUGAUUAUUCUUGUGCAGUGUAGAAUUGUGCAGAGCAUAUUUUCUCAAUAUUUUUGCCGAUUUAUUAAAUAUCAUUUACUUCAUCUUAUAUACAUAUUGAAGAUACAAUAUAGGGAUAUAAUUGUAUAAUAUGCUCUGAAUAUACAAUUAAAUUAUUUUAUUAUGGCUGCUAAAGAGGAAAUAAGCAAUGUGACAACCGAGACGAAGAAUAAAGAGCUGGAUUCAACGACCGAGGAUCCACCGACUAGUUUAGAAACUAUUUCUGAAGGAAAUGCAGUACGAAAUGGUGUUCAGGCAGCACAGAAGGAUAAAACAAAAAUUGAUAUACUCCUGAAAGCUACUGCUAAUGCUCCGAUUAUGAAACAGAAAAAAUGGUCAGUUUAUCAAGAUAAUCCUAUUGGACGGAUAUCUGAAUUUAUCAAGAAGUAUCUCAAGUUGGAUCCCAAUGAGAGAUUGUUCCUUUAUGUUAAUCAGACAUUUGCACCUGCUCCUGAUCAGACAGUAAAGAAUUUAUAUGAUUGCUAUGGUGCAGAUGGAAAAUUAGUCAUUCACUAUUGUAAAAGUCAAGCCUGGGGUUGAGAGUUGUCAAGAUUAAUUUUUAUCAUUAAACGAAUAAUAUAC
Molecule: messenger RNA, 635 nt
Organism: Camponotus floridanus (Florida carpenter ant)
Lineage: Eukaryota; Metazoa; Arthropoda; Insecta; Hymenoptera; Formicidae
Gene: Atg12
Product: autophagy protein 12-like
Exons: 3
Coding region: 177-593 (138 amino acids)
Biological process (GO): nucleophagy; autophagosome assembly; C-terminal protein lipidation
Cellular component (GO): Atg12-Atg5-Atg16 complex; cytoplasm; phagophore assembly site membrane
Source: RefSeq, a predicted model, not a curated record